CAAAGUUUUCUCGUGUCUCUUUCUCGCUCGCACUUCUCUUUUUCUCUCCAUUUCUACUCACACAAACAUUGAAGUCAAUUAAGCAUUAACAUAACCCUCUUCGUGCUUUUGAAUGCUAUCUCAUUCAUUCAUUCACAAAAGCCACUACAACCCUUCUUCCACUUCCAUAACCUCAUUCACAAAACUUCACUUUCUUGCUCUCAACUUUUCACUUCCCCAGAAAAAUUAAGAAUAAGAUGCCACAAGAGAGCUCCCAAAACUCAUUUUUUACAUCUCCUUCAAAGAGAGGAUUGAAGAGUUUGGUCUCCAUCAACAAGGAGGCUUCAUGCACUGCUGCCACAGAAGAGAGUUUCAAUGAUAAUGAAUUGGCUCAGAGGAAGGCAGAGGAAGCAGCUUUGAGAAGAUACAAAGCAACAGAAUGGCUACGUGAAAUGGACCAUGUGGCAUCAUCAUCACUCUCUCCAACACCCUCCCAACAAGACUUUUGCCUUUCACUCCGCAAUGGCCUCAUUCUAUGCAAUGUCCUCAACAAAGUCAACCCCGGUGCUGUCCUUAAGGUGGUGGACAAUCCUGGGCUUGCUGUUCAGUCUGCAGAGGGCGCGGCCCACUCUGCAAUUCAGUAUUUUGAGAACAUGAGGAACUUUUUGGAGGCUGUUAAGGAUAUGCAACUUCUCACAUUUGAAGCAUCUGAUUUGGAGAAGGGAGGUUCAUCAAAUAAAGUUGUGGACUGCAUUCUAUGUUUGAAAGGGUUUUAUGAAUGGAAGUUAUCUGGUGGGGUUGGUGUAUGGAGAUAUGGUGGAACUGUGAGGAUCACUUCCUUUCCAAAGAAGUCUCCUUCCUCCAUAGUUGGCAGUGAAAGUGCUGAUGAAUCAUUGGAUGAGCCAGAAUCAUCACAGUAUGAACAACUGCUAGAAUUUCUUCAACUAUCUGAAGACUUCUUGAUUGAAGAAACCAGAACUGCCAAUGCUCUUGCUUUCCUUUAUGAUCACUUUGGACUCAGACUUCUUCAGGCUUACCUUAGAGAGGCCAAUGGGAUUGAAGAUCUGCCUUUGAAUGCAAUGGUAAUUGAUACCUUACUCAGCAAGGUAGUCAAAGAUUUCUCAUCUUUGCUUGUUUCUCAAGGCAAUCAGCUUGGACUUUUCCUGAAGAAAAUACUAAAAGUUGAUAUUGGUUGUCUCUCAAAGAGAGAGUUCAUAGAAGCCAUCUCACUAUAUCUUAACCAAAGAAGUAGUUUGGCAUCAAAUGAUUUCUCCAAAUUCUGCAAUUGUGGUGGAAAACGUGAUAGUAUUCGACAGAAUGCCAAUUAUUCUGCAAAAUAUGUUGAAGUGAUCAAUACUCAACAGAAACAACUUGAGGGUAUGAAGUACUUUUUUGAAGAGACAAAAUUGGAGGUCAGACAAAUUCAAUCAGAAUGGGAAGAAGAAUUGAGUAGGCUAGAGCAUCAUAUCAAAAGCCUUGAAGUGGCCUCCUCUUCCUACCACAAACUUUUGGAGGAGAACCGCCUUCUUUACAAUCAAGUACAAGACCUCAAAGGAGCCAUUAGGGUCUAUUGUAGAGUAAGGCCAUUCUUACCAGGACAAUCAAAUGGACCCUCUACAGUAGACUAUAUUGGAGAAAAUGGAGAUAUGAUGAUUGUAAAUCCCCUUAAACAUGGAAAAGAUGCUAGAAGGGUUUUUUCAUUCAAUAAGGUGUUUGGAACAAGUGUAACACAAGAACAAAUUUAUGCUGACACUCAAUCAUUGAUCAGAUCUGUUUUAGAUGGUUAUAAUGUAUGCAUCUUUGCAUACGGACAAACUGGCUCAGGGAAAACAUACACAAUGAGUGGCCCUGAUCUGACAACUGAAGAGACAUGGGGUGUAAACUAUAGGGCUUUGCGUGACUUAUUUCAUAUAUCAAAGGAAAGGGCAGGUUCCAUAAAAUAUGAAGUUUUUGUUCAGAUGAUUGAAAUCUACAAUGAACAAGUGAGAGAUUUAUUAGUCAGUGAUGGCUCUAACAGAAGAUUAGACAUACGAAACACUUCUCAAUUGAAUGGCAUCAAUGUGCCUGAUGCAUUUUUAGUUCCGGUUACUUGUACUCAAGAUGUUCUAGACUUGAUGAGAAUUGGUCAGAAGAAUCGUGCCGUGGGUGCUACAGCUCUAAACGAGAGAAGCAGCCGUUCUCAUAGUGUUUUGACUGUUCAUGUUAGAGGAAGGGAGUUAGUUUCCAACUCCAUUCUUAGAGGCUGUCUUCAUCUUGUGGAUUUGGCUGGAAGUGAGAGGGUUGACAAAUCUGAGGCUGUUGGUGAGAGACUAAAGGAGGCUCAACAUAUAAAUAGAUCACUUUCUGCACUAGGGGAUGUUAUCUCUGCCUUGGCACAGAAGAGUCCACAUAUCCCUUAUAGAAAUAGCAAGCUCACACAAGUGUUACAAGAUUCUUUAGGAGGGCAUGCUAAAACUUUGAUGUUUGUUCAUAUAAAUCCUGAACUUAAUGCUAUUGGGGAGACACUUAGCACACUCAAGUUUGCUGAGAGGGUUUCGUCCAUUGAACUUGGAGCUGCUCAAUCUAACAAAGAAACCGGUGAAAUCCGAGAUCUAAAGGAAGAGAUAUCAAGUCUCAGAUUAGCAUUGGAGAAGAAGGAAGCUGAAUUGGAGCAAUGGAAGGCAGGGAAUGCUCGAAACGCCCUUGAUUCUCAAAAACCAAGAGCUGUUUCACCUUUUCAAUUACCAAAAUAUGGCACUAGUGGCAAUAUGAAGCAUGAAACUGGUCAAAGACUCAUGGAUGAUAGAAGCUUUGAGUCUAGAAGUUGCUCUUCUGGUAAGCAAAGAAGGUCAAGGUUUCCCUCAUCAUUUAUAGACAAGGACUCUAUGCCAAAAAUGACUCUUCUGAGUGAAGAAAAGUUAGUGAGCUCAGGGAAAGGAAGAUCACCAUCUCCUCCAGUGAGAAGAUCAUUAUCAAAUGAUAGAGGGACAGUCAUUAAAAGCAAGGCUAAAACUGAAACAACAGACAACCAACCAAUAUUAAAGCAUCCAUUUCCUGCUAGAGUACCAGCUAACAAAUCCAUUUCCACAAUGCCAGUGGCUUCAUCCACUGACAACAACACAAGAAUGUAUGUGAAUUCACAAGAGCCGGUAAAGCAGGAAAACAUUUCUGAAACACUCUUCAACCUCCAGAAGGUAAACUAUAAGAAAGUACAUCAAGAACAUGAAGAGGAACAAUUCAAGCAAGCACUCAGUGCAGUAAGACAAGGUGGUAUUAGAAAAAGCAAGUUUGAGAGUAAGGCUAAAGCCAAGCAUCCUCCUCAACUAUUAUCACCCUUUAAGAUUCAAAAGCCUGAUUUGAUCGCAACAUUUAUUCCUGACAUGGAUUUUGCUGGUGAAAUGACUUUGGAGCCAACUCCAAAGAACGAUUACUCUGAGGCUGAAAAUGAUCUUAGAUUUAUGGAGUCUGCUGUCCAUGGUGCUUUGAGUCUCAAAAAAAUACGCCAGAACUUUGCAAGGAAUUUUCAGAACCUUGAAUCAAGAGGAAUAGUGCAAACAGGAGAGCCUUUAUUGGUUAGCAAAGUUGAAAACAAAGUCGUGAAUGGUUCGGGUAGCAAUCUUAAAGAAGGAAGCAAUGCAUCCACGCCUGAAUUUAGAAGAAGCCGAUCUACCCCACGUGGAAAGUUUUUUGGUUUAUCUUGAGGAUUUCAUGUUGAACAGUGAGUAUUUUUUAUAGUAUUUUUUUUUUGUACAGGAACUACAGUCAAUGUUUGAGUUCCAGCACACACACUUUUAUACAAACUUUUGAGGUUAAUAUGUGCAAUCCAUCUCUUGUAAUUUGAGCAUGUUUUGUAAUUUGAAACUUCAUAUAUUUAUACAUAUUUCUGAGUCAUUGGGUUUUCUUGUGUACACAUUUUUAUUCAUAAUUAAUGUAUUUACAAUAUUUUCCAAAGAUGUUAUCAGUAGAUAUAUAUUUAGUACUAUUUUAUUCUCUUUGUAAAAA
Molecule: messenger RNA, 3960 nt
Organism: Glycine soja
Lineage: Eukaryota; Viridiplantae; Streptophyta; Magnoliopsida; Fabales; Fabaceae
Product: kinesin-like protein KIN-14F
Exons: 18
Coding region: 237-3659 (1140 amino acids)
Biological process (GO): microtubule-based movement
Molecular function (GO): microtubule binding; microtubule motor activity; ATP binding
Source: RefSeq, a predicted model, not a curated record